Messenger RNA from Penicillium oxalicum, 165 nucleotides. RefSeq lists its product as uncharacterized. Lineage: Eukaryota; Fungi; Ascomycota; Eurotiomycetes; Eurotiales; Aspergillaceae. The record is from RefSeq and is a predicted model, not a curated record. The coding region runs from base 1 to 165 and encodes 54 amino acids. The transcript has a single exon.
AUGUAUCGUCGCGACCUUUGCACAUAUUGUUCUGCAGCCGGUGCAGUGCAGCAGAGCAGAGUGCAGAUUGUCCCGAGCAUCAGUCCAAGGGCGGAGGUUCCAUCUCCAGCCAGUGGAAUCCCGUCGUGGACGACGCUGGGCAACAAUCAUACAGAAGGGACAUGA